This is a messenger RNA of Chironomus riparius, 462 nucleotides long. NCBI's taxonomy places the organism in Eukaryota, Metazoa, Arthropoda, Insecta, Diptera, Chironomidae. The record is from the annotation of a GenBank genome assembly.
AUGCAUAUAGCUACGGAAGUGGUGACAUCAACGACGGCUGCACCGUCGGAACAAAGUAAAAACAGUGAAUCUGGUGCUAAUAAUCAACGUAGUUCAACCACAAAUUCAUCGACUAAUGGUGGAACUGCAAAUCCACGUGAUUCGCCAUUAACUGCUGAAAAUUUAGCUGAGCGAACAAUUGAUUCGCUUAUAGCUGAACAUCCUGGUGAAUUGACGAGGACUGGAUGUCCACAUAUUGUUUGUACAGUUCUACCCACUCAUUGGCGAUCAAAUAAGACAUUACCAAUCGCAUUUAAAGUGGUCGCACUCGGUGACGUGCAAGAUGGAACUGUCGUUCAUUUAAUGUGCGGUAAUGAUGAAAAUUAUCACGGUGAAUUGCGAAAUUGUACGACAGUGAUGAAAAAUCAAGUUGCAAAGUUUAAUGAUCUUAGAUUUGUUGGCAGAAGUGGACGUGGUAAGUGA